Microthlaspi erraticum is the source of this 1440-nucleotide messenger RNA. NCBI's taxonomy places the organism in Eukaryota, Viridiplantae, Streptophyta, Magnoliopsida, Brassicales, Brassicaceae. The record is from the annotation of a GenBank genome assembly.
AUGAGUAAGAUCCACCACCUGAAGUUGUCCAGUUGCUUUUUCAGACCAGAGCGGCCACGUGACUACCUCGUGCUUUUCAUCUACAUCUCCAUCCUCACGUGCCUCAUCGUCUCCAUCUCUCUCGUUCUUCGCACCUCUUCUCCACCCUCCUACGACGUGCCCGAGAAUUCUCUAGACUUUCCGGUGACCGCAUCAGCCGUCGUGCAGACCAACAUAUCCCACAUCCAGUUCUGUAUCGCCGGAGCAAACGAAACCUGGCUCGACCGGAGCCAGUACACCUCCUUAUGGUGGCGAAACUCCACUCGCGGCUUCGUCUGGCUCGACAAACCGGUUAAAAUCCCCGAUAACCGGUUCUUGAUCCCAACUCGAGUCUCUGAUCCAAGCUGGACAAGAUUCAAUUUCUCCAGCUCGAGAGACGGAGUUCGCAUCGCUCGUAUCAUAUGGGACAGUUAUCAAGCAAACCUACCGAAUGUGAGAUGGUUCGUGAUGGGAGAUGAUGAUACAGUCUUCUUCACCGAUAAUCUUGUCAAGAUUCUCUCCAAGUACGACCACGAGCAGAUGUGGUACAUUGGUGGAAACUCUGAGAGUGUGGAGCAGGAUGAGGUGCAUACUUACGACAUGGCCUUUGGCGGCGGCGGUUUCGCCAUUAGCCGUCCGCUGAUGACGCGUUUAGCCGCGGCGAUUGACGGUUGUCUCGACCGGUAUUUUUAUUUUUACGGGUCGGAUCAGAGAAUCGCGGCUUGCAUUAGUGAGCUCGGCGUUCCGUUAACCCAAGAACGUGGCUUUCACCAGCUUGACAUAAGAGAAGAUCCAUACGGGUUUCUAGCAGCACAUCCACUAGCACCACUUGUAUCGUUACAUCACCUGGAUUAUUUGGAUCCAAUGUUUCCUAACCAAAACACGAUCGAGUCGUUACAAACCCUAAUGAAACCUUACACUUUAGACCCAAAUCGGAUACUUCAACAGAUUAAUUGCCAUGACCGCAAGCGUCAAUGGUCCAUAUCCAUAUCUUGGGGUUACUCCAUUCAGAUUUACACUUACUUCUUGUCGGCUACAGAGCUGGCUACGCCGUUACAGACGUUCAAAACUUGGCGGUCUUGGAGCAAUGGAUCUUUCACGUUUAACACACGUCCUUUGAGUCCUGACCCGUGUGAAAGGCCCGUCGUUUAUUUCAUGGAUGGUGCAGAGGCUUUGAGGGAGGGUAUGACGAAAACUUGGUAUAGCUUAGGGGAUAAGAAGUAUGGUCAUUGCGAAAAGAGUGAGCAUUCGAAGGUAACCGAGGUGAAGAGAAUAUUGGUGACUUCAAUGAAGAUUGAUCCAGAGUAUUGGAAAAGGGCACCGCAAAGACAGUGUUGUGAAGUGGUGAAAGGAGGAGGAAGAAGCAAGAAGGAAGAAUUGUCUAUAAAGAUUAGAAAGUGUGGAUAUUCGGAGAAGAUUUAG